AUGAACCUAGAAUUUCCAAUGAGCUUUGCCAAGGCCUACCUAUUGAUCUACCCCGAACGUGAGGAGAAUUGUCUCGCUAUCGAAGAUAAGUCUGGUGACAAGAAAAGUGCGAUCCAGAAGCGCGAAGCCCGUUUCAAGAAUGCAUCUCCAGCAGCCAGGACUCGGCGGAGAGCUCAAAAUCGAGUGUCCCAAAGGAUAUAUCGAGAACGCAAAGCGAAGCGCAUCCAAGAGCUAGAGCAGUCGCUCAUAGAUGCGCGUGUAUGGUGGCAAAGUAACUAUGUAGACAUGUACGCUUUUGUUGGCCAGCCACGUGGAGAAGCAAUGAUUUUCACGGCCCCUGAGGCUGCAGGCGGGGAACAAUCGACAGAUACAAGCGCAGUCGGUUGGACUUUUGACGGCGGUGCGUCUACCUAG
Molecule: messenger RNA, 414 nt
Organism: Trichoderma atroviride IMI 206040
Lineage: Eukaryota; Fungi; Ascomycota; Sordariomycetes; Hypocreales; Hypocreaceae
Source: RefSeq, a predicted model, not a curated record